AUGGCGAUGGUGUUAUCGAUAAGGAACGGUUGCUGUGGAGGUUGCGACCAAGGUUGACGUCGUCGAUCCAUGCAGAGCUUCCCCUGCUGAUCAUGCAUGCAUGACCUGUAUCUUCGUUUACUUAUUCUCUGCCGCGUGCAACCAGGAGUCAUAAUAUUCCAUUUGCCUGUCUGUACCAAUAUCUAGCAUCGCUGCACAUUGUUCAUCAUGGUUCGAAAAACAUCCUCUGGUUUCUUUACUUCAAUCCAUGAAGACAUGCCUCUUCACAUAGCUCGAGGCUAUGACCGCAAGGUGUCACACUCGGCGUACUCGUCAUCUCCAUCCCCGAAUCCUCUCAGUCCUCAAAAACAGAAAGCUCAGAAGGAAAAGGGAUUCUCACCGGAACAAUAUACAAAACCCUACCUCGAGUUUAUGACCAAGAACCCGACCGUCUUUCACGCUGUUGACGCCUUCACCAAGCAAUUAGAAGAUGCAGGAUAUGUCCACCUCUCUCAACGAUCGUCUUGGACAAUAAAGCCAGGUGGGAAAUACUAUACCACACGUAACGGUAGCGCAUUCAUUGCAUUCGCCGUUGGGAAAGACUACAAAGCUGGCAAUGGCAUUGGAAUUGUUGCUGGACAUAUUGACGCCCUCACUGCCAAGGUCAAGCCUGUGCCAAAGCUACCAACCAAGGCUGGCUACGUACAACUCGGUGUCGCUCCCUAUGCCGGAGGAAUGAACAGUACCUGGUGGGACAGAGAUCUUGGAAUCGGCGGCAAAGUACUCGUGAAGACCAGCGAUGGCAAGAUUAAAGAAGAGCUGGUCAAGCUGGACUGGCCCAUCGCCAGGAUACCUACUCUGGCACCACAUUUUGGUGCCGCUGCAAACGGGCCGUUCAACUUGGAGACCAACAUGGUUCCCAUCGUAGGACUGGACAACUCCGAUCUCACUGGAAGAGCCGAAUCUUCUCUGAACCUCCCUGCCGGCACUUUUGUAGCCACUCAGCCGGAAAGGCUGGUGAAAGCGAUCGCGGGCGAGCUCGGGAUUGAGGACUACACUUCGAUCGUAAACUGGGAGUUGGAGCUCUUCGACACACAGCCCGCUCAACUUGGCGGACUGGACAAGGAGUUCAUCUUCGCGGGAAGAAUCGACGAUAAAUUAUGUUGCUUUGCCGCCAUCGAGGCUCUGCUGGCGUCCUCCGACGAUGCAUCAUCAGGUAUCGUCAAGAUGGUCGGAUGCUUUGAUGAUGAGGAGAUCGGAAGUUAUCUUCGACAAGGUGCCCGCAGCAACUUCAUGUCUGGCGCGAUUGAGAGGAUAUGCGAGAACUUCUCCGAUCAUUGCGGCCCCAACCUCAUAAACCAAACGCUGGCCAACUCAUUCCUGGUGUCUUCCGAUGUCAUCCACGCGGUCAACCCCAACUUCCUGGGAGCUUAUCUUGAGAACCACUACCCACGAUUGAAUAUUGGUGUGACUGUCUCAGCUGAUCCGAACGGACACAUGACGACCACUAGCGUCUCAACAGCACUUCUGUCCCGGAUAGCCGAGAAGGCUGGAAGUACUCUUCAGGUCUUCCAGAUCCGUAACGACAGUAGGAGUGGUGGGACUAUCGGUCCCAUGACAAGCUCACGGCUAGGGUGCCGUGCCAUCGAUUGUGGAAUCCCUCAAUUGAGCAUGCACUCGAUUCGGGCUACGACAGGGUCUCUUGACCCGGGGCUGGGUGUGAAAUUGUACAAGGGGUUCUUCGAUUACUAUGAAGAGGUUGACAAGGAGUUUCAGUGACUGAUGGAUAUUGUAAGACAAAAUACUUUAAAUAGAUCUAUACGCCUAAUGUAACAAAGCUGCUAUGUAGAUUUUCCACCCAU
This is a messenger RNA of Exophiala viscosa, 1841 nucleotides long. RefSeq names its product aminopeptidase I. The record is from RefSeq and is a predicted model, not a curated record. The transcript has a single exon. Gene Ontology annotation, cellular component: fungal-type vacuole. The coding region runs from base 208 to 1758 and encodes 516 amino acids. Gene Ontology annotation, molecular function: zinc ion binding; metalloaminopeptidase activity. Gene Ontology annotation, biological process: proteolysis. NCBI's taxonomy places the organism in Eukaryota, Fungi, Ascomycota, Eurotiomycetes, Chaetothyriales, Herpotrichiellaceae.